Molecule: messenger RNA, 472 nt
Organism: Enhydra lutris kenyoni (northern sea otter)
Lineage: Eukaryota; Metazoa; Chordata; Mammalia; Carnivora; Mustelidae
Product: juxtaposed with another zinc finger protein 1-like
Exons: 2
Coding region: 103-348 (81 amino acids)
Cellular component (GO): nucleus
Source: RefSeq, a predicted model, not a curated record
GGCAGUGAGUACGAUGAGGAGGAGGUGGAUUACGAGGAGUCGGACAGCGAUGAGUCCUGGACCACGGAGAGCGCCAUUAGCUCUGAAGCCAUCCUCAGCUCCAUGUGCAUGAACGGAGGCGAGGAGAAGCCUUUUGCCUGCCCAGUUCCCGGAUGCAAAAAGAGAUACAAGAAUGUGAAUGGCAUAAAGUACCACGCUAAGAAUGGUCACAGAACGCAGAUUCGUGUCCGCAAACCAUUCAAAUGUCGUUGUGGUAAGAGUUACAAGACAGCUCAGGGCCUGCGGCACCAUACAAUCAAUUUCCAUCCCCCGGUGUCGGCUGAGAUUAUCAGGAAAAUGCAGCAAUAACAUGCUGGUCAUAACUGUGCCAAGAAACCCUCACCAGCAGUUGCUGAUUUUGAAAACAGCCACCUUUUUUUCAGGGGAAGCAUUCAGCAACCCUUUAAAGAAUUAAAUGCAUGCUUUAAAAUUU